AUGUCUCUCGCACCCGAACAACAAGUCGAAGAGCUCGUCCAACGCCAAAAUGUCUCGGACGACGAGGUCUUCGCUCUCUUCGACCAACUCAAACCCGUCAAAGCGGAGCAGUUCAUCGGCGCCUGGAAAGGCGGCAGUGUGCGCACCAACCACCCAGUCGUAGAGAAAAUGACCUCGAUGAACUGGGCCGGUAAGGACUUCCGGUCGACAGAGGACGUGGACCCCAUAGUGGUAUACAAGGACGACGGAUCUCGAGUCUGGAACGCGGACUGGGGUCAUGCUCGCUUGCGUCCGAUGGAGUACCGGGGUGUUGUUACCACUGCAAUGAUUUACGAUGACCAGCCCAUCAUUGAUUACUUCCGAUAUGUGCGGGAUGACUUGCUUUUGGGCGCGAUGGAUGCGAAGAAGGCUGACGGGACUUUUUUCUUUUAUUUGCAUAAAUAA
Molecule: messenger RNA, 444 nt
Organism: Penicillium argentinense
Lineage: Eukaryota; Fungi; Ascomycota; Eurotiomycetes; Eurotiales; Aspergillaceae
Product: DUF4334 domain-containing protein
Exons: 3
Coding region: 1-444 (147 amino acids)
Source: RefSeq, a predicted model, not a curated record